Moneuplotes crassus is the source of this 841-nucleotide messenger RNA. The record is from the annotation of a GenBank genome assembly. Lineage: Eukaryota; Ciliophora; Spirotrichea; Euplotida; Euplotidae.
AAUUUCUCAUCUUCACAAAAGUAGUCGUCAGUAGUGUUGGUUUUAUCCUUAGUAGAGUGGAACUCUUUCAGAAGGGAGCUAUCUUCGUCAUUCCAGCUGUUAUCCUUCAUGCCAGAGACUGCUUUGGACAUGAUGCAGGAGAUCUCUUCAUUAGUUCCUUCUUCAAUGCCGAUAGAUGCAAAGGUCUGGCUCAUGGACCCAUUCUCCUUGCCCUUGUGCAUCCUUCUUUUGAGCAACCUGAUUUCUAAAUUCUUUUUCUGCUGCGCAAUGUCAUUAUGGAUCAGCUCUGAUUUUGCACUAGAAUCUUUAUGGUGGUUCUUAAUUAGGUGAGUUUGCUCCUUUUCUUUCUGAAGAAGCAGAACGUCCAUCUCCAGCUGUUUCCGCUUUGGAGUCUCGAAACUGUCGUGGCUCGUGACGGUCUUGGACUUCUCCCGCUUCUCAGGUGUCUGGAUUUUAUUUUUGUCAACUAAAUUUUCUUCCUUGGAGGGCUCCUUUUUAGGGUUCUUCAUUAAGGCAAAUACUGAAGGCUUGUUGAUGAGCCUCAGAGUUCGCUUAUAAAAGUUAGAAUGCUUAGCUUCAUCUACACCUUCAUAGUAUUCAAUGCCUUGAGAGUAAAGAUAGAUCAAGGUGUCUACAUCUUCCAUUGUGAAAUCACCUUCGUCGAUUUUGAACUCAUAGUCCAUUAUGUUCUCAGCGAAGUUUUCUGGCAAGGAGCUUCGCUUUAUAAAUUUUAAUUUUUUCGCUUCUGAUGAAGCCUCUGGAGACUCAGAGAGUGAGGAAUUCUCUAUUUGGUCUUCAGAUGUGCUGUUUUGUUGGAACAUUUGGCAAAACCAAGUAAUAU